CAUUUGCAAAAACAUGUGGCACAGCUUCUUUGCGUGGACUCCUUUUAUUUCCAUUUUCUGCUUCAUACUCAAAAUGACAGAAGAAAAAGUAAGCAUUUGAUCAUGGCACGCUUAGCUGCACAAGCCAAUGUGAAGUCGCUCUUCAAUGGUGAAGGGGUCCCAAGUACCGGAUCCGGGUCGGACCCAAAAGACCCAUUUAGCUGCAUGUUCACUUUCUCAUCCUUGAAGCCCCAGAAGCGCAGGCUCACCUCAUUGGACUCCACCAGGAUUUACUCUUCGUCUUCUGCUUCGAACAAGACCAAGCGCCUCAAUGCCGAGGUUCGUUUGUUUUUCGGGGACGAGGUGGCUGACAAGAAGGGUGGACUUGGUGAUAGUGAAUAUGAUGAUGUUGAUGAUGAUGAUGAGUUUGAGAGGGAUGACCUGUCCUGUUUCAGAGGUCUGGUUUUGGAUAUCUCGUACAGGCCAAUUAAUGUGGUCUGCUGGAAACGUGCUAUUUGUUUGGAAUUCAUGGAUAAGGCGGAUGUUCUAGAAUACUAUGAUCAGACUGUUAAUUCCCCAAGUGGAUCCUUCUAUAUACCGGCUGUAUUAAGGGUUCCCCAUCUACUGCAGGUUGUCAAGAGAAGAAGAAUUAAGUGCAAUCUCAGUCGUAAAAAUAUACUUUGUCGGGACAGUUUCACUUGUCAGUACUGCUCUUCACGUGAAAACUUGACUAUUGACCAUGUUAUACCAAUUGCACGAGGUGGAGAAUGGAAAUGGGAUAAUCUGGUUACUGCAUGUGCAAAAUGCAACUCAAAAAAAGGGCAGAAGACAGUGGAGGAAGCAUGUAUGAAGCUGAUGAAAAUUCCCAAGGCUCCAAAAGACUAUGACAUACUUGCCAUACCCCUAACAAAUGCAGCAGUAAGAAUGCUGAGAAUGAGAAAGGGAACUCCAGAAGAGUGGCUCCAAUACCUAUCAAACUCUUCAAUGCCAUGACAUCAAUAGAUUGUUUGCUCCCUGUACAUAUGUGCUUGCUCACUCUUGGUGCUGAAGUCUCCUAAAAGCACUUUAGCAUUCCAUUGAUGGCAUUGUAGUAAAACAUUAUGUAUAGUAAUUGCAUGUCUGACUUUGUAUUAACAGCCAUCAUACUAUUCGGGUAUAGUAACUUGCUGCAUCUUGUUGAUGAAGGCAUU
This is a messenger RNA of Fragaria vesca subsp. vesca, 1169 nucleotides long. RefSeq lists its product as uncharacterized. Lineage: Eukaryota; Viridiplantae; Streptophyta; Magnoliopsida; Rosales; Rosaceae. The record is from RefSeq and is a predicted model, not a curated record. The coding region runs from base 103 to 972 and encodes 289 amino acids. The transcript is spliced from 7 exons.